CAUCCAUUUUCACCUCCUCUCGCUAUCUACAACACACAGUCCUGUCAAUUAUUCGCGCACUCUAAUCUUUCGACACCUCUUCUUUCGACUUCCGCCGUGAAUUCGCGCCUACGGGCGACAGCCGUCCUGACUUGCCUCCGAACUUCCUACGUCCCUCGAAUCAGAAAACAAUCGCCCUCUUUCGCUCCAUCGCUCCUAACAUCUCCAUAUAAACACAAUGUCCAACUCCGUCCCCGACCUAGAUGCUGUUGGCAUCAAAGCUGAACCAGAUCUAGCCGACCAGUUCCGCCGCGAAGUCGCCGCCCUCCUAGGUCGCAACAACUUAAACUUCCCGGGAGCGCAACCAGUCAGCUUCUCGACGAAACACCUCCUCGAACUUCAACGCGAGGACUACUACGUAUGCGAAAAGACAGAUGGGAUCCGGUGUCUAAUGUACUUUGCGCGCGGGGACCCGGACUCCGAUACCCCGGAGAUUCACUACCUGAUCGACCGCAAGAAUGACUACCGAUUCGUGCCGGGGCUGCAUUUCCCUAGACCGGGGGAUAAGAGCUUUCAGUCGUACCACGUGGAUACACUAGUGGAUGGAGAGUUGGUGAAUGAUACGUAUGAUGAUGGGACGCAGCAACUCAAGUAUCUCGUGUUUGAUUGUUUGGUGUUGGAUGGACAGGCUUUGAUGCAUCGUACGCUGGACAAGCGAUUGGCGUAUUUCAAGGAGAACGUCCUCAAGCCAUACAGGGCGAUGUACGAAAAGUUUCCAGAAGAGAAGCAGCACCGCGUUUUUGUUGUAGAGGACAAGUCAACCCAGGUCAGCUACGGAAUCGAGAUGAUGUUCCGCGAUAUCAUCCCCAGGGUCAAGCGCAUCCACGGCAACGACGGCUUGAUCUUCACCUGUCGCAGUACGCCCUACCGUAUUGGUACAGACGAGCAUAUCCUCAAAUGGAAGCCGCCUGCUGAAAACACCAUCGACUUCCGCAUGCGCCUCGAGUUCCCGUUCCUCGAACCAGACUCGGACGAUGAAGCGGAUGGUAUCACGCAGCCGUACCGUGACUACGACGCAAUCCCUAUAUUUCACCUCUUCGUUAUGCACAGCUCGAACGAUUACCGUCCAUUCGGUGAAUUGUACGUGACCCCGGCUGAAUGGGAAGAUUUGAAGGCCCUCGGGCAGCCGCUCGAUGAUACGAUUGUCGAAUGUGCAAAGGAUGAAGAAGGUCGCUGGCGUUUUCACCGCCUCCGUGAUGAUAAAAUGGAUGCGAAUCAUGUCUCUACUGUCCAGAAGGUCCUUGAGAGUAUCGAGGACCGCGUGACGGAAGAUGACCUCAUUCGCGCUGCAGGCGCUAUCAAGACUGCCUGGAAGAAACGCCAGGCUACACAGCAUGCUCCUUCAGAUGUGAGAGGGAGACCUAUGCCGCCUGCUGCGAAUGGGGUUAAGAGGAAACUGGAAGAAUGAUAUUCACUUCUUUUACUUUCUUUUGGUGCAUCUUUUUCUCGCGGCGUACGGCGUUUGUUACUAAGUUUUGUACAAUCUAGAAUGGUGGGAUAGGAUAGGACUAGCAGAUGGGAAGCAUUCUACGGUGUCCGGACUUUUUGUUAUAAUCCUCGAAGUGUGAUUAACCUCCACGCACGCUGUUUAUACAUGGUUACUCGGGAUCCCGACUCUCCUAAGUCCAAGAAGUAAUAACCUCAUUCGAAACCCUCAUGAUCAUCACAACUGGAAUCAUAUAUAAACAAAGUCAGUACCGUUCAUAGCAUUCUAGCCGUGAUGAUGUGGAUACAUACCUUUUUAUGCAAUUUCGAUAUCAGCACCAUUCAGCAUCUGAUAUGCCAGACUCAACCCUACCGCCCAACCAGUCCGUCCUGUAAGGAACCGGAAACCCUUGUGUCUUGCCUUGUUUUGUCAAGACAGUAGCACUCAAGUAUGGUGCCACAGUC
This is a messenger RNA of Aspergillus ruber CBS 135680, 1929 nucleotides long. Its product is annotated as mRNA guanylyltransferase. NCBI's taxonomy places the organism in Eukaryota, Fungi, Ascomycota, Eurotiomycetes, Eurotiales, Aspergillaceae. Bases 218 to 1447 code for a protein of 409 amino acids. The record is from RefSeq and is a predicted model, not a curated record. The transcript has a single exon. Gene Ontology annotation, molecular function: ATP binding; mRNA guanylyltransferase activity. Gene Ontology annotation, biological process: 7-methylguanosine mRNA capping. Gene Ontology annotation, cellular component: mRNA capping enzyme complex.